Messenger RNA from Brassica oleracea var. oleracea, 1696 nucleotides. RefSeq lists its product as uncharacterized. The transcript has 2 exons. Bases 621 to 1523 code for a protein of 300 amino acids. The record is from RefSeq and is a predicted model, not a curated record. Lineage: Eukaryota; Viridiplantae; Streptophyta; Magnoliopsida; Brassicales; Brassicaceae. Gene Ontology annotation, molecular function: phosphoglycerate dehydrogenase activity.
UUAGAUCGAAAGAUAAAGCUGUGAUAUCUUGGUGGUGGGUUCUACAACUAUAAUCUUGGCCAUAAACAAUAUUUCCCUUCAAAAUCUUCCUUUAAUAUAUGUGGUUGUUACUUUCUUCUUUGGUGAGUUUCAUUUUCCUUUUUCCCUCUUAUAUUAAUAUUAUUCUUUUCAUUCUCUUGGGAUCUUCAUACUUUGAGAAGCUUCGAGUGUUGUUAAACUUAAAGGUAGUUGCUUUGUUCUUGAAGAAACAGAGCAUCUUGAAACUUUAUUUCUUAUCUAGGUCAAUCUCGAAAGUUUGAGAGUCUUCUAAGCGUUUGCAAAAGUUUGAGUUCUUUGAUUUAUCUUAGCGUUUGCGUUUCAAUUUUUAGCAGAUAUAUUGUUUGAUGUUGUUUGUUAUUGCUUCUGUCUAUGUGUUUCAUGAUGAGAAUCUUCCAUUCUAGGGCAUAAAAGAUUCUCUUUUUAAGUUUGAAGUAUUCCUCGUUUCAUGUCCUUAGGACAAGGCUUUCUGUUCCUCAAAACCAGGUCUCUCCUGCCUCUACACACAAGUCUUUUCCGUUUAGAUUCCGGAGUGAGAAUAAAAUCUAGGUUUUAAACACUCAUUGAUCCUCUUCCUAUCGGUCAUGGAGGAACCUUGUGAGACACGUAACAACGGUGAAGCCUUUCAAAGACCUAAAUAUCGUAACUAUAACCACAUCAGCUCCAGAGUUUCCUCGCCCUGGUUGGAUCUGAGAGUGUUCUACGUCAGGAUCAGCAAUUUCACGGUGGAAGAUUCAACCCCUGAAGUCCUCACCAUCAAUCACAUUCCUCUGGAUCCAGAUACGCUUUUGGAGAUAAACGGAGUUAGGAUGAGCAUGUACUCAGAAGGGUGUACUUCACAGCUUAGGAGGGAUCGAGUUGAUAAGACAUCUGAAGAAGCUACUUAUGUAAGCACAGACAAUAUCAGGUUAAAUGGUAGCGUGAAGUUUGAGGUUUAUGACAAAAACGAGCUAGUCUUGUCUGGAACCCUUGAAAUGUCUGAUGGCACGGGGGAAUCGAAUAGUCAGUGGAACAUGACUUGUGAAGCUGAGAUCACUACAGUGCCUGGUUUCCUAAAGGAGAAGAGAAAAAACGGUCAAGAGUUAUUGCCAACAUUGCCAACUAUAGAGGUCUAUGUAACUGGUUGCUUCUCAGGAACACCCAUCAUCUUAACCAAGACUCUACAGCUUGGUUCGAGAAAGAAACAGAAUAGAAGAAUGGCGUUGGAUUCAAUACCGGAGUAUGAAACGGCAGAGCCUCAGAAAAUCAUCUCAUCUGAGCUCAAUUUUCAGGCAACAGAAUACGCAAAUUACAAAGAGGAAUACGAAGGAGACAUGUACUGGAAAAGUGAUCAGUGCUUGGAUGGAGAGAUGUCAUGGUUCAAUGCAGGUGUAAGGGUUGGUGUUGGGAUUGGACUUGGCGUCUGUGUUGGUCUUGGCAUUGGUGCCGGUCUUCUCGUUCGUACUUAUCAAUCAACUACAAGAAACUUCAGGAGGAGGCUUCUCUAGUUUAAAUAAUAUACUGUAUAUGCAUUUGCAGAAGUUCACCUUGAAAUUUUGAAAGAAUACUUAUAUAUUUUAAUUGUUUGUAUUUUGGUUGCAAUUGUGAAUCAAACACUUUGGUGUGAGAUUGUUGAUAUCUGUUUUUGUGUAGAUAAGAGAUUGAGAGUGUAGCUUUUGUA